Molecule: messenger RNA, 3838 nt
Organism: Tilletiaria anomala UBC 951
Lineage: Eukaryota; Fungi; Basidiomycota; Exobasidiomycetes; Georgefischeriales; Tilletiariaceae
Exons: 4
Coding region: 1-3756 (1251 amino acids)
Molecular function (GO): protein binding
Source: RefSeq, a predicted model, not a curated record
AUGCGACGCGAAGGAAUGCCGCGCAUUGGACGGAUGCACCGAAAAGUGGAGAGUUCCCUCUCGUGCUUGCCUUCCGACCCACCUCCCCAUCAAGCAGCCGUUACCAGGCCAUCGGAACUGACGCAUCGCAAGGCGCAGUCGUCGUCAUCAUCAUCGAAAAAUUCCCUCGCCAACGAUUGGACCUCGCUCGACCACACCAUCGCUGCCGAUAUUGCGAGAAGCCAUCAGUCAAUCAAACCCCAGCAAACGUCGGAGUGGAGAGCAGCGUACCAGCUUUCUACCACACCGACCACGCACACGUUGCCCAUCAUUUUCGACUCCCUCAAGCGAAGUGUGGGGCUGACGCCUUCCGUCUCUUUCCAGCGGGUUCCCAGCGCGAGCUCCACCACUGGAAAGGCCCAGGGCGUCGGCGGCAGCACCAACACUGACACGGCUACCUCUGGCAGCACUAAUACCGCUGGCACUGGGGCUGGCCUCCGCCGCACGGCCUCUGGCACUUUCAAAGCCCAUCUUGCCGCUGCAAGUGCCAAGCUGACCGCAUCCAAAAGUGCACCGGCCAUCGCCACUUUGCUUGCCUCCGCCAUGACCGGGCGCCAGCCAGCCGACGCCACGGGCACUGACUCACUUGAUCAGAGCUGUCAAAAUGGUUUAGAACACGUUGCUGAAGAGCACACAUACGGCAUACUUGUCCUGGAAGAUAAAAAAGGCCGCGAAAAGGAACGGUUCCCGAUGAAUCGCAAUGUCAUCUCCAUGGGCAGGUGCGUAGCGAUGGAGAAUGACGUGCGAUUCCUCAAGAGCGAGAUCUCACGCGUGCACUGUCGCAUCAUUUUCGAUGACAAUACAGGCGAGGCAUCGAUCGAAGUCCUUGGCUCGAACGGCAUCGAUCUCAACGGCAUCCAUGAGGCACCCUCGGCGUUUCCAGGGUCGAAUCUCAUUCCUCUAUGCGAAGGUGACCUCCUCUUGAUUGCGAAACGGUUCUUCCGCAUGCGCUAUCCGGGCGGCACAUUUGCGCCUCUCCCCAAGCAGCCUGUCCGAGCUGAUCCUAUCAUCGACAGCCCCGCCAACGCUGGUCCUGCAAGAAAGGGCCGCAGCAGCAACGUAGGGGCAGGAACACCGGCACGCAGGCGCGUCCGCAUGUCUCUCGUGGCUGCUGCAGAGGUGUACAGCCCAGUACCUGCACUCCCAACAAAAACGGGCCUGUUCGCCGCAACGGAACGCCUGAAUGGCGCUGAAGCGGAGCAGUCUAUCCGCCUUAUUUCGCCCUCCGCAUCUUCAUCCAAGGCGUCCACACCACGCAAAUCCGCGCUGGCGAGUCCUGCGAAGCGUGGUACACUCAACCCAGGAAAACGCGCAAGCUUCGCUGCUAACCUCGAGAUGGGCCCGACACCUUGUGGUAUCGAUGUGUUGGGCCUCGUCAGCCCAAUGCGUGUUCUUUCUGCCCAAGAGCUCGGCGCCGAAUGCUACCUGAAGAACCCGAGCCUCUUCGAUGGUGCAGACCAAGGAACCCAUGACGAAGAGGACGAAGAUGUUGUGCUCCUUGAAGAGGUCGAGGAAGAGAGCGAGGGAGAAGCAGACGAUGACGAGGCCUCUGUGGAGGGGGGCGAAAACAUCGUCGCAGAUGCCGAAGUUGAUAUUGAUCAGCAAGCCGAAGCCGAAAGGGAAGCGGAAAGCGACAAUCAGAACAUGAAUCCAAACGUUACUGAAGUGCUAGCGCAAACACCAGCAACCCCUCUGUCCAUGCCUUCCAUCUCUCCGCGCAAAUCCAACCGUAAAGUUUCAUUGCGCACCGAAGCGCUCUUGCGCGCUAGCAGUGCCGCGUACCGCCGCAUGUCAGUCGACCCAACGAACGUUCCUCUGCCUGCGAGUGCGCCAGGCACGCCGGUCGCGCUUGCGGUUGCUGAUCAAGGACAAGCGCUAGUUCGGGAUGACUCAGACGACGAGGAAGAGGUUGACCGCAGCUUGAGCCUCAUCACCUCGCCCUCUCGUCCCAUCAACGAAGAACGACAGGAGCAACAACAGCGGGAUGAUGCUUCAGCGAACGUGCAGGCCACAACGCCUGCGAAGCAGCGAAAGCCGCUCGGGACGUCAUUUAUGACGCCGCAGCCUGCCAAAACAACUGGCUUCGCCUCACGUUCUCGCGCUCGCAUGUCGCUCGGUGACUUCCGUGACAGUCCACGCACCGCUGGCGGUGCCGCUAAGGGAAGUCGCAGCCUCGUCACGAGCUUUAGCUUCACAUGCGGAGCGCAGCAGACGCUCGAGAAGGCCACGGAAGAGGAGAAGACUGUUCUUCACCAGCUUCUCACGGACCGCCUAAUGUUGCUUGAAGAGGAGGAGGAGGCUGCACUCAUUGAAGAGGAGAACAAGGACAAGCAGCGUGGGCAACCUGACGCUCAUAUUGACGUCGGUGAGGGCUCCAUUGUCGAACUCACGCCCGAAUCAGCACCAGCUCCUGCUACAUCAGACAACGACGCCAUCGUUGUGGAAGAGAGCAAGCAACCAGUAGUGGCAACCUCUGAUCCUGCAACGGAACAACUGAAAAAGCGCGGACGCAUCUCGAAUGCUCAGAAAGCCAAGGAUGUAACUGUCGAGGUCGAAGAAUUCGCAAAGCCCAGCGAUGUCGUUGAUGGCGAGCACGUAGCCGCCCCCCAUUGCCUUGCAGGCGAGACCCCCAUCCAAAAGGAGACAACGGAGCGAGAGGACAUCAACGAUAUGGACGCCGCAUCUGACGGGCGCGACGUUAUGUUGGAUCCGGUCAGCCUACCACAAGAGCCAUUGGCAGAGAAGCCAGCUGCAUCGACAGCCAAGAGAGCCCCAGCCCGAACACCCCGGGCUAAGAAGAGCAAGGCGACCGCUCAGCAUGACGAGCAAGACACCGCCGCCUCGUCUACUUCUCACCCUGAGACUGCUACUGAAAAGCUUGCGCCAAAGAAAUCGCUGCGAGGUGGGCGUCAUGUGGUAAAAAAGACAGAUGAGGCUGAAGUGCCAGGGGAGGUAGCAGUUGACGCGGCGACGGCAAACACCGAAGGGAAGAAGACGGCAAGGGGCCGCAAAGCCGCCAAGGCGGCUGCGAUAGUAGACGACGACGCGCCCGGCGAGGCAAACGAACCUGAGGGUGCUGCCGGUGCUGCUCAAGGACAGGGAGCUGUGCCAGGGGAGCAGGCCGAGGUACCCGAAGCAGCCAAUGCCGUUCCCGUGCAGACAGAGGCAAAGACUCGUAAGACUCGUAAGCAGCCGGAGGCUGACGCGCAGGAAGCAGCGCCGAAGACUGCCACUCGUCGUGGUCGAAAGGCAACGAAAGAGGUGGAAGCCGUGGCUAAAGCUGAGCCUGCAGCUGAAGAACAACCUGAACAGCAACAGGAAGAGCAGGUACAGGAAGUGGAGAUUGCAGCUGAAACAGCAGCUCCUAAACGUGGACGGGGGAAAGCAGUGACGUCCAAGGCCAAGAAGAACGCGGCACCGCUCGCUGACAAUUCUGAAAACGUGGUCCCCAGCUCGGAUGCCGCACAGGCCGACAACGAGGCGAGCUCGCCCAUGGCGCCAUCGAAGAAAGCGCCGCGCGGCGCGGCACGCAAGCCGGCUGUACGCACGGCCGCAAAGAAGGCUGCGGCCACCAUCACCGAAGUGGUCGUCGGCGGUGAUGCCAAAGCAGCCAAAGCUCGUGUCACCGAGGAUGCCCCCUCAUCAGAUGCUGUCGACAUCGAGAACAUGCCGAUGCGCACGCGCGUUACUCGUAGCACUCGCAGUCGGAGAGCCUGAUGCAAACCGAUCUAGCUCGUUGGAACCUUCGCCUUCUUCUGUAUCAUUCUUUUGCUCUAAUUUCGAUUGGAUCUAUACUUGU